AUGAAGACCCUGCUCCUGACCAUCGGCCUCAGCCUCAUUGCUGCCCUGCAGGCCCAGGACCCCCUGGCCUUGGGCGAGGAGACUCCGGACGUCUCAGGGAAAUGGUAUCUGAAGGCCGUGACCGCUGACCAGGAGAUUCCCGGGGAGAAGCCUGAGUUGGUGACUCCCAUGAUCCUCACGGUCCUGGAGGGGGGCAACCUGGAGGCCAAAGCGACCGUGAAGGUGAGCGGUCAGUGCCAGGAGACGAAACUGGUGCUGGAGAAAACCAAUGAGCCCGGCAAAUACACGGCCGACGAGGGCAGGCGCGUGGUGUACAUCUCGCCGUCGAACGUGAUGGACCACUACGUGCUUUACUGUGAAGGCGAGCUCCGGGGGAAGCAGAUCCGGAUGGCGAAGCUCGUGGGAAGAGAGGCGGAGAACAACCAGGGGGCCCUGGAGGAUUUUAAGACGUUCGCGAGAGACAAAGGGUUCGACCCGGAGAAGAUCUUCACGCUCACGCGCCAUG
Messenger RNA from Equus quagga, 505 nucleotides. Its product is annotated as major allergen Can f 1-like. The annotation marks the transcript as partial. The transcript has 5 exons. Gene Ontology annotation, molecular function: small molecule binding. The record is from RefSeq and is a predicted model, not a curated record. Lineage: Eukaryota; Metazoa; Chordata; Mammalia; Perissodactyla; Equidae.